AUGGCUAAUGCUCCCCUCAAGCUGAAUGAUGGGAAUACCAUCCCUUGGCUCGGUUUUGGCACCGGCACUGCCCUUUAUGAGAAGGACUCGGCCAACAUCGUCUCAGCUGCGAUCAAGGCUGGCUUCACUCAUCUCGAUGGCGCUCAAGUUUACGCUAACGAAGACUCCUUGGGAGCGGGCAUCGUCGCUUCAGGGAAACCACGAUCAGAGCUCUUCGUCACCACGAAACUCUAUCAGCUCGAGACCGGGACUGUGCGCGAGUCCCUGUUGGGAUCGCUAAAGAAGUUAAAGCUGGACUACGUUGACUUGUUCUUAAUCCACUCGCCGGCCUUCUUCAAGGCUCCUGGUCAGCUGAAGAACAUAUGGAAGCAGUUCGAGGAAAUCAAGAAGGAGGGGCUUGCAAAGAGCAUCGGUGUCUCCAACUUCCGCGUUGUAGACCUUGAAGCAAUUUUAGAUGGCGCGACGGUCCCUCCUGCUGUCAAUCAGGCAAGCCAUUACAUCGAAUAUCACCCAUAUCUUUUUAAGGCCUCAGAGCCACUUCUUGAGUUCCAGAAAAAGUAUGGAAUAAUUACGCAGUCAUAUGCUGGCCAGUCGCCCAUUUUCCGGUCCAAAGGGGGACCGGUGGAUCCUGUUUUGACUACUAUUGCGGAGCGCUUGUCGAAGACGGUUGGAAGACCUGUGCAGGACGCCCACGUACUGCUCCUUUGGCAAAGGUACAAGGGCAUCGUGUUUGUGACGACUACAACGAAGGAGACGAGAUUGGCGGAGUACAUCAGCACUGCGGACCUACCAGAUCUUACCGCUGAAGAAGUGGCAAACAUUGACGCGGCUGGAUCUACUUACCAUAAGAGACAUUUCACUUCUUUCUGGCCGGAGAACGAGUAGCACCAGGGUGAAAGACAGAGUAGUGAUCGAUUGUAUUGAAGAAUCCAAUAGUGCGAAUGGGUUUGUAUGUUAGGUGCUGAAUAGUAUCUAUGCAUCGUGUAGGGGU
Molecule: messenger RNA, 991 nt
Organism: Heterobasidion irregulare TC 32-1
Lineage: Eukaryota; Fungi; Basidiomycota; Agaricomycetes; Russulales; Bondarzewiaceae
Exons: 4
Coding region: 1-885 (294 amino acids)
Cellular component (GO): cytosol
Molecular function (GO): aldose reductase (NADPH) activity; oxidoreductase activity, acting on NAD(P)H as acceptor
Source: RefSeq, a predicted model, not a curated record